AUGGCUGAUGCUAGUUCGAGGACUGACACAUCCAUAGUUGUGGACACUGACGAUAAGAAUCAAAGGCAGAAUUUUCUUAUUUUUCUUAACCAAGUUGUGCAGAUGGAAAACGGACAAAAUGGAGCUAUCGUGCCUUCUAAUUCAUCUGAACCGUCUGACAGGUCCGACAGGCCUAUGGACCAAAAGGUGGUAUUGCGGAGGCUUGCCCAAAAUCGCGAGGCAGCACGAAAAAGUCGUCUGAGGAAAAAGGCGUAUGUACAACAACUUGAGAGCAGUAAGCUAAAACUUGCAAGCCUGGAACAAGAACUCCAGAAAGCUCGACAGCAAGGAAUCUUCAUUUCUAGCUCUGGGGAUCAAACUCAUGCUAUGAGUGGAAAUGGAGCGAUGACAUUUGAUUUAGAAUAUACUCGAUGGCUAGAGGAGCAAAAUAAGCAGAUAAAUGAGCUGAGGACUGCAGUAAAUGCUCAUGCAAGUGAUAGUGACCUCCGUCUUAUUGUAGAUGGAAUAAUGGCACAUUAUGACGAAAUAUUCAAGCUGAAGGGCGCUGCUGCAAAGGCUGAUGUGUUUCAUAUACUUUCAGGCAUGUGGAAAACACCUGCUGAAAGAUACAACAUUUCUCAUGUUCUUGUAAAUUUUCAGCUCCUUGUAAAUCAGCUCGAGCCUCUAACAGAGCAGCAGUUGAUGGGGUUAUCCAGCCUCGAGCAAUCCUCACACCAGGCCGAGGAUGCACUAUCACAAGGAAUGGAGGCAUUGCAGCAAUCUUUGGCUGAAACGUUGGCUGGUUCCCUUGGUCCAUCAGGAUCUUCAGGAAACGUGGCAAACUACAUGGGUCAAAUGGCUAUGGCUAUGGGAAAACUUGGAACCCUUGAGAAUUUCCUUCGCCAGGCUGACAAUCUACGGCAACAAACUUUGCAUCAAAUGCAAAGAAUUCUGACAAUACGGCAAGCUGCUCGAGCUCUCCUUGCAAUACAUGACUAUUUCUCACGUUUGCGUGCCCUGAGUUCUCUCUGGCUCGCGAGGCCACGGGAGUAA
Molecule: messenger RNA, 1032 nt
Organism: Triticum turgidum subsp. durum (durum wheat)
Lineage: Eukaryota; Viridiplantae; Streptophyta; Magnoliopsida; Poales; Poaceae
Source: the annotation of a GenBank genome assembly